CGGCUCCAGCCCGGCCGCGCUCCGAGCCGAGGGGCUGCAUGGCGCGGCCAGCGCGGCUGUGUGGGCUGUGGGCGCUGCUGCUGUGUGCCACCGUGAGCCCAGGAGCCGUGGCCACAGAAGCUCAGCCACCUGUGACAAAUUUGAGUGUCUAUGUCGAAAACCUCUGCACAAUCAUAUGGACAUGGAGUCCUCCUGAGGGAGCCAACCCCAAUUGUAGUCUCAGAUAUCUUAGUCAUUUUGAUGACAAACAGGAUAAGAAAAUUGCUCCCAAAACCCAUCGUUCUGAGGAAGUACCACUAAAUGAAAAGAUCUGUCUGCAAGUGGCAUCCCAAUGCAGUGCCAAUGAGAGUGAGAAGCCUAGUGCUUUGACGACAAAGUGCAUCUCACCCCCUGAAGGUGAUCCUGAGUCUGCCGCUACUGAGCUCCAGUGCAUUUGGCACAACCUAAGCUAUAUGAAGUGUUCCUGGCUCCCUGGAAAGAACGCAAGCCCCGACACAAACUACACUCUUUACUACUGGUACAAGAGCCUGGGAAAAAUUCUUCAGUGUGAAAACAUCUAUAGAGAAGGUCAACGCAUUGGCUGUUCCUUUAAACUAACUAAAGUAGAUUCCAAUUUUGAACAGCACAGAAUUCAAAUAAUGGUCAAGGAUAAUGCUGGGAAAAUUAGGCCAUCCUACAAAAUAGUGUCUUUAACUUCCUAUGUGAAACCUGGUCCUCCACAUAUUAAACAUCUUUUCUUCAAAAAUGAUGCCUUAUUCGUGCAGUGGAAGAAUCCACAGAAUUUUAGUAGCAGAUGCUUAUCUUCUGAAGUAGAAGUCAAUAGCAGUCAGACUCAACUCCAGUCUCCUUUCUCCGUUGGAGAAGACAAAUGCCAGAAUUCAGGAUCUGAAAGAAACAUGGAGGGUACAAGUUGUUUCAUACUCCCUGGUGUUCUUCCUGACAAUGUCUACACAGUCAGAGUAAGAAUCAAAACAAACAAGUUAUGCUUUGAUGACAAUCACCUGUGGAGUAACUGGAGUGAAGCGCUGAGUAUAGGUAAGGAGCCGAACUCCACAUUCUACAUAACCAUGUUACUCAUCAUUCCAGUCAUCGUUGCAGGGGCAAUCACUGUCCUUCUUCUUUACCUGAAAAGGCUCAAGAUCAUUAUAUUUCCUCCAAUUCCUGAUCCUGGCAAGAUUUUUAAAGAAAUGUUUGGAGACCAGAAUGAUGACACCCUGCACUGGAAGAAGUGUGACCUCCAUGAGAAGCAGUCCAGAGAAGAAACGGAUUCUGUAGUGCUGAUAGAAAACCUGAAGAAAGUGUCUCAGUGAUGGGGAUAAUUGAUUGCUUUCUUUCUGUCAAUGUGACCCUGUGCAGAUUCAUUGCAUUCUCCACUUCUUAGCCGAGGACUUGUUAAAUAGAAACUGAAACUACUAGACCCUUGAAAAGCAGUCAGCUCUUAAGAGCCGCGGGUUUGGAUGUCAGUCUUGCACUGACAAAUCCAAACACAUGGAGCUCUUCAAGAAGAAAGCGGAGUCCUUCUUGUCCUUGUUGAAUCUUAAAAGCAGACAUCCUUUGCCAAGUCUCAGACUAGAGGACAAAGAAAAGGGGGCAAUGACCAUGGAUUCAUCUUAUUAAGAGUUGUGACGGCUGCCUAAGGAAUCUCUGCUCGCUCUGUAUUCUUUGUGUGGAAAAACAUCAAGAAAUUUUACUUGUGAGGAAACUCAUUUUGGGGCGUGUACACUAAUGCUGAACUUGAUUCCCAGAGAACAGUUAGCAAACAAAACUGAUACAAUCUGCUGCUUAUUGUUUGGGAACCCACUGAGUAAUGUUUGUGGCUAUUAAAAUGCACUAUCAUUAUCCACUUCAAUAGCAUUUUCCUCUGCUUUGAAAUUCCCAGAAAUCAUCUUGGCAAUGGUGAUAACAUGUACAAAAAAAGCAGAGGCAACUUCUCCACCAAGGCCAUUUUAUGUCAUUGCAGGGUGUUUUUUUAGGAUAGUGGAGGCAGAACGACCUAGUAUUAGAGUUGGAAUCAAGAAAUCUCUAAAGAUGUAUGCUCCCCUUAAUUUCUGCUACUCAAGUCAAGUAUUGACUAUGUAUCUAAAUUGUACUACACCUUCAAGUAUGAGGAGUGGGACCCCACUCCUGGGUUUACAUAAAGUUGGGACUCCACACUUCUUAGCACUUUCUGUAUCUCCAGACUUUUGAACUUCCGGUCUCCUGUUCUUAUUCCCUGCUCUGCCUGCUCCCUCAUCCUCUUUCAUGUAGCCUUUUGACUUGCAGUGGAACUGAGGAUACAACUUUGCUUAGACUGUCUAGUAGAGCAGGGGAUAAUUUUCAUCUCAGGUAAAAGAUGAGUAUUCUGAACAACCAUGACUAAUUCAUACAGAUUUUGCCACUUCCCUGUGAGCCUGCAAUUAUUUGAGGUUUUUGAGCAAUUGGUGUUUCUUUGUGUGUUCUCUAAUAGAGAUGAUGUCUUUUCUUCACUUAGAAUUUAGGCUCUAUUUGCUCAAGGGGAAAAAAAAAGAUUUGUGUCUGUUUUUCUUUGUUUGCAAAAUAGGCCUUGGGAUGGCUAUUUUCCAUGCUGUAAAUGGUUCUGUCCAUUCUUUGUUUUAUUGAGAGGGAGCCAAGUGGGACUCCAACUAUGUACUCAGUUUUUGCAUAUGUUAGGUUUCCAUUUUGUCCCAUUUCCACAAUAUAUGCAUAUAUAUAUUUCACCCCAUUCCGACUACUUCCUGCAAAUUUAAAACAUUGAGAGGUACCCCACUUCUCUUUCUUAUACCUACAGAUCACUAGCAAGGACUGAAGAACUUUAUAUAACAAAUUCUUCAGGCAUUUACCAGUUCAUAUUAAUAAAAUGAUGCUACUUGCAUCUCCUGUUUUUAAGCAGGGAAGAUAAGAGACCCCUGCUCUCCACAGGUUGGGACAAAGGGGAACCUUGCUUCCGUGGUAGUAAUGAUGGUAGAGGAGCACUGUGCCCUGGCAUUUCAGGAAAUGGGGGUCCAUGGUGUGACUGACGCACAGAUGUCUCCUCCUGGUGCUUUUAUUUUGGUUGUUAGAUUGCAGUUGGGCUCCAGGCAUCCUAGGUGUUCAGUUUCUCCUACUAGUCACUGGAAAGAAGACUUGGCUUGUUGUAGAAGAGGGAAAUCACUCCUUACACAGGUUUUCACAAAUCUGGGAAGGAAAGCACCUAAAUGCAUUGCACAGGGCCACUUUUACUGCUGGCCUAUUUUGAUGGUGAUGAAGAGGAUGCCUUGAAAUGCCCUGGAGACCACCCGUUACGAGACUUAUGCAGCAUGGGAACAAGAACAUCAUAUUUUACUUCCAUUCUCCUCUGCAAUAGCAGAGGGGAAAGAGGAUAGUACAUUAUAGGAAUUCCUUUGUUUUAAUGGACAAAAGUAAUCUCCAGGACUUAGGAACUCUUAAAGACAUCAGUACAUUGCUUAUCGGAAACUUGUAGGUUCGUUAUAUUAUUUUGACUAAGGUAUAUGGAUUGUUUUCACCUACACAUAUAAGUAAACCCAGUGUAAGGAGGACCAUUCCUUUUCUUUCAUUCAGAUAACCUUUUUCUGAAUCUGGGUGUUGAAGGGAUACAUGAAAUAAUGUUAAUGUUUUUAGUAAUGUCUGCUACUAGGAGUCUUUCUGUUUAACUUCUUAUAAGAAAGUAAAAUAAAUAUUGUCUUUUUGUAUGUCACCUAAAUGCUUUCUUUUG
Peromyscus eremicus (cactus mouse) is the source of this 3691-nucleotide messenger RNA. It is a transcript of the gene Il13ra1, whose product is annotated as interleukin 13 receptor subunit alpha 1. Gene Ontology annotation, cellular component: external side of plasma membrane; membrane. The transcript is spliced from 11 exons. Bases 39 to 1310 code for a protein of 423 amino acids. The record is from RefSeq and is a predicted model, not a curated record. Gene Ontology annotation, molecular function: protein binding; cytokine receptor activity. NCBI's taxonomy places the organism in Eukaryota, Metazoa, Chordata, Mammalia, Rodentia, Cricetidae. Gene Ontology annotation, biological process: cytokine-mediated signaling pathway.